AUGGUUGUUCUUUCUAAAUUUAAAGAAGGAUCAUCUUCUCCUAGUAACGAUUAUAAAUAUGAUGUGUUUUUAAGUUUUCGGGGUGUUGAUACUCGAUAUGGUUUCACUGAUCAUCUCCAUAAGGCCCUCCUUGAUGCCAAUAUCUCCAUCUUUUUCGAUGAUGAAGAGAUUGAAACUGGAGGAGAUCUGAAACCGGAAUUGGAGAGUGCAAUUAAAGCAUCUAGGGCUUCUAUUAUUGUGUUGUCCAAAAAUUAUGCUAAUUCUUCAUGGUGCCUUGAUGAAUUGGUAUUGAUCCUUGAGCAACGUAUGGCAUGCAACCAUAUUGUCGUCCCGAUUUUUUAUCAUGUCGAGCCCACCCAUAUUAAGAAGCAAGAAAGUACCUUUGGAGUUGCAAUGGCUGAGCACAAACACAAGAUGGUGGCAGAGAUAAAUGCAAAUAAAAGAAGUCAAUGGGGUCAAAAGAUUGACAGAUGGAUUCAAGCGCUUACCGAAGUUGCUGAUAUAAAAGGGGAGAACGCAAAUGGCAGGUAA
Messenger RNA from Lactuca sativa (garden lettuce), 531 nucleotides. RefSeq lists its product as uncharacterized. Gene Ontology annotation, biological process: signal transduction; defense response. Gene Ontology annotation, molecular function: ADP binding. The record is from RefSeq and is a predicted model, not a curated record. Lineage: Eukaryota; Viridiplantae; Streptophyta; Magnoliopsida; Asterales; Asteraceae.